Plectropomus leopardus (leopard coralgrouper) is the source of this 680-nucleotide messenger RNA. Lineage: Eukaryota; Metazoa; Chordata; Actinopteri; Perciformes; Serranidae. The record is from RefSeq and is a predicted model, not a curated record.
CCGUGUCUUCCUCUGAGCAGGCCAUGUCUUCCUCUGAGCAGGACAUGUCUGCAUGAGGUUUCCAUUCUGUUAGCUUGUUUACUGUCUGUUUAUGAAAACACAUCAGCUCUGCCUGCGUCAUUCUUAUGAUACAUGAAUACAAACUGAUGCUGCGGUUACUGUGAGGGAAAAAAUUCAAGUGUUCGUUCUUGACUAACCAAUUAUGUGUUGUGGGCCACAUCCAGUAUAUAUUUAAAAUCAAGCCGGUGGCCAUUUAAAAUAAGUCUGUGGACAACAUUCGGCCCCUGGGAUGGACUUUGGACAUGCCUGGUCUAAGCUCAUGUCUUUUGUGUUUGCAGUCAGCCAAUGAGAACAGUUGCAGUCCUUGGAGGGGGGAUUGGGGGUUUGGCAGCAUCUUACUACCUUUGCAAGAGCCCCCAGGUUACAAAGGUCAUUGUAUUAGAGUCCAGUAGUCGAUUUGGAGGCUGGCUGUGGUCCACCAGAAGGUCAGAUGGGGCGGUGUUUGAACAUGGACCCAGAGGGAUUCGACCUGCUGGGGCGGUGGGACGCAACACACUCAAUAUGGUGGAUGACCUGGGUCUUGGGGGGGAGCUUCUUCCAGUCACCUACAGUGAUGUCGCCUCCAAGAACAGAUAUCUGUACGUCAACAAAGAGCUGCACAGGAUGCCUGCAGGGAUCAG